AUCUGUGAGCACCCAGUUGUCAUGUGUUUCGGAUUGUCAUAAUACAAGGAGCUCGCGAAGAAGGCCAACGUUCGUGUCCCAACUGGGUUUUAAUUUGCCACGUGCAACCGAGCCCCUCCGCCCAACCCCCUUUCCCCACUCACGUAAAAUAGUGAUAACAACCCCUCGUAUCAGUAGUAGUGAGGAAGACAUCGGAGCGGCAGGACGCGGUACUCUCCCGUGAAGCGCUGAACGCCUACAAAUCCCAGUGGUGCUGUUGUGAACUCUGCGAACUUUUCGCCGACUGUUUUCAAACAUUUCUUUGAACGUUUGCACAAGACCGGUGUUCUUUCUUACUCCAGUGACUUAAUGGUUGUUUUCUUGCUGAAAGAUACUGAAAAUAUAUAACUCAAAACUAGCUUUGAACUUCGAGUCUUCACGUAUACCGUACAAGAGUCGAAGUUAAUCUCAACCACAGCUGAGUUUUCAAGUCGCACUUGAAUUACCGUCAAACGACAAAAUGAUGAGGCCCACGCACGACGACUUGUCACCUGCUGUCGCAGGUGGUGGAGGAGGAGGAGUUGGAGUUGGAGGAGGAGGAAUGGGUGUGAAUGAGAGAGGGCGCCGUUCCCACAGACACCCUCCCAGCGGAGAAGUGGAGGCCGAGAUGCGCCUCUACUUGGACAAACUACGGGAAAUCGUCCCCCACAUCCCAAGGAACAGGAAAGUAACCAGACUGGAACUCAUCCAGCACGUCAUCGACUACAUCUGUGACUUGCAGCACGCCCUCGAGGACCACCCUGGCCUCAAAGAUGAGCCUACGGCCAGACUCCUAACGCCGCCCAUGUCUCCAAUGUCGGCCCAUGGUCUUCUGCCACCCACGCCACACCCGAACUUGCCGCCUAUGCCCAGCCUUAACCCCAACAGACAACCUCUGGGAGUCCUUUCAACUCCUAAUACGCUGCAGACACCGAUGGACCAAUCCUUCCAGAUGAACGAGUUGCGUUCAUCGAUCCUAACACAGGAUGCAAUCCAGACUAGAAUCGCCGUGAUGUCACCAAGACGACCAGCAGACUCACUAGUCCGAUUCCACACACGCUUCCAGGGAGCACGUGAAGAGACGGAUCGAAUCGGCCAAAGUUCGUUUAAAAACAAAAUCAAAUGAAAGUAAAGUAAUAAUGAGGUCGCCCCACUUCAAAAAAAGGGGGGGAAAAAGCACAAGUGAAAUUAAUCCCAAAGUUAUGCCAAAUUUAUUAUUUUUCAAUAAACAGGAGGGUGGUCUUUCAACGUCAUCAAGAGCGAAGUUUCAAGUCCAGCCAAAGAGAGAGAGAGAGAGAGAGAGAAGGAAAAUUAAUCUUGAUGCCACUCGGGGACUGAUUAAAAUGGCCUCUCCUGAACAGAUGGGACAGAGAGGCAGUGGAAGAGUGGAUGAAAAAAAAGAAAGGUGCUUUUGCUAUUUUUUUUUAAAUCUCUCUGAUCCCAUGACUUUACUGUAGUGAUUUUUUUUUUAUUAUGUGUGCAAACAAAGUACUGUAGAUGAAACAUGAAAGCCCUGAACUUUAUCUCUAUGACUAAGACAAAAAACUUUCGAGAGCUCAGCCACUGUAGAUCAGACGCUGCUCGAAAGGCAUCAUAGACGAUACACGAAAAUAAUUGUAUAACUGCAUUGCGUUGAGGUUUUCCCCAAAUGGGGGAAAGCCAUGGAUCUCCUUUUUUUUAUUAGCAUGUUUGUCCUCUGUCGUAACCAUCCGCUCUGAUGGGUGUCAAUUUUGUUUGUUAAGGAAUUUAUAUAGAUUUAUUAAUUGUAGAACUGUACCGGACCCUCCAAAAGAUUCACCGAAGGAGAAUCCGAUACUCUUCAUGUUCCUGUACUUAUCGUCUCCCUUCCUCUUUACUCCUGGAAUUUCUCUGACGACGGUCUUUCAGUGACAGAGUCUAGUUAGAUCUUUUAUUUCCAAAUAAGUCGGCUUACGUUGGGUCUGUACGUAUAGCAUAACUUGGCCAAUAUGUGCAUAUCCGUUCACAAACCACAUUCAUACUGAUAAAUGCUAAACAACUGAUGUUAUGCAUGAUAGGAGAACCUGUAUCAACCUCAUACUAUAUUUAGAUUUGUUGACCUUGCAAUUGCCAGUAUUUUCCUUAUUUUAGUCUCUUAACAUUCAAUUUGCAUUCAUGCUUUUAGUGAAUGGCCUCCCUGUCUUGAACAAUGGCACUACUGUCAUUGUCAUAGUUCUCAACUGACUCAUUCUCAUCCCUCCCAACGACCCCUUCUCGACAUACCAACGUAAACCCGGGGAUAUACCCAAGGGGCGCCACGACGCACAGAAACAGGUGGCAUAGUAGAAGGCCCACUGGGGCACUGAGACCUUUCGCCCGCCGGCGCCACAUGUCUUCAACAGCGCAUUUUUCAGCGUGAUCCAUAACACCACACACACAUUUUUACGACACAUUUUCUCUGGUCCCCCUUUUUUUAUUCGUGUAUCUCUGCCCAACGUGUUUGUCUGUUUUUAAAGUCCUUCACUUGAGAAUCUUACUAUUCCAGCUAUGUUUUCAGUCUUUUUUUUUUUCUCUCUCUCUUUUUUAUUCUAACUUCCCUUACUCCCCUCCUGUUGGCUUCCUCCCGAUUCUCUUUUAGUACAUCGCCUUUCCGCCCCCUUCGUCUUCUCUCCUGUUAACUGCUGUUGCUUCUUCUGAUCCUGCUCGUGUUCCUUCUGCUGUGUGUCGACACAUGUUGAUCCUAAUAAACCAUUCGGUGAAGCCAGUUUCGGGAAACCAUAUGGUUGCCAACUGCUGGGGGCAGAUGGCUCCUCUUCCCCUGCAUGUGGUCCGCUCUGUGCGAGUGUAUGUGUGUGUGUGCGUGCGUUGUUGAAGGGGGGUUGGGCGCCCGCCUGCUGUCGACGUUAGAGAAAGACUUUUUGUGCUGAAUCGCAAAGAAAAAGGAAAAAUACGAGCAAAGUUUGACACAGCAUUAGGAAAUAAUGCAGCAAGUCUGUUUGAAUAACGAAAUAAUACUGUAUGAGUAAAAUCCGAGUAAUCUCAUUAAUUAGACGCGUCAGCUUGUAUGGAUUCUUCCCUCCGCUGACCAUUCAGUCGUCAUCCCCUUCUUAUCUAACAGUUCUUGGCAACUGGCGUAGUAUGUUGUACGUUUUUCUCGUUCCUUUUUUUUUUUUUAACAGCGUGUGCAAGUGCAACCAGGCUUCGCAAGAGUUGCUAAAUCGUUCGCUCGUUUUCGUUCAGCCAUUCACCGCGCGCUGCUUGACAGGACAGUAAUAUGAGGCAAUGGUGACAUGACAUGAGAAGAGCCACGAAUGUAAGCACAGUCAGUCUUAACGAAUCACAACGCUGACCGUCCGAAAGUAAACACACAUCGAUCUGAAAUGUGAUCAAUGGACCCGACCACUCCAGAGGAACAUAUAAACGAGAACCUCGGUCCUGCCGUAGCGGAAAGAAUUCACACCCCCUUGGGCCCUCCCCCGAAAUGAAUGGCAUGGGAGCAUACCGCAGGAGCAUCGCACCACACCAGGUGGUAUGCCUAUACCGCACAAACUCCCAAAUGACGGCGUCGCUGUAACUCGACUCCCGAGGGGUCUGGCAUAACCCAAUUACACAACGCGCAGCCGAUUCCUGUCAUUUUGAGAACCAACAGGCAACAACGCCUCAAAGGUCGCUUUUUUUUCUGUUCUCAUUAAACACUGCCUCUGAUGCAAGUGCGGUCUGGAGAAGGGAAAGAGGGAAGGAAGUGGCAAUGACAUGGAGUCUUGUGUCCCUCCCUCCCUCCGCCCCCCUCCACCGCCAUUAUCCUCCACAUGUUCCUUUGUAGGAGUAAAGUUUUUUCUUUAGACUCCCACCGAAUUAUGAUCUCUCUAAGAAGCUACUUUUGAAGAGGUUUAUCAGUUUCUCGGGUUAGAUCAAGAAAGAUUGCAAAAUUAGACCAAGUGCUUAGUUUACAGUGAUCACAACUUGAUACGACUUGGUUCCGUCCCGCCUCAUCUAAGCAUCCGAGAUUUUCUUCUGUUAACUUUAAUUAAUCCCUCGACAAACCAAUGGAAUCUCAGUUCAGCUGUUUUUUUUGUUUUUUUUCGUUGAUCGGUUUCUCAACUGAUACUCCGUUGGGAGUAAUACUUGACUAUAGCAUCCUAUUAGCCUAAAAUAUUUUGAAAUAUUUUCCUUCCCUUUCGAGCGAGACUUAAUAGUUGCAGGAAAUGUCUUCCAUAAACACUGAAGGAUCGUCAGUCUUUGAAUGGAUAUACUUCUCUCUUUUUGCACACCAAAGAAUAGCAGUACUUUAUUUUGUAAUUUAUAAGAUUAAGUCAUUUUUUUGCAUUAUAUGAUAUUCCCUAGUAUCGUAUAAAUGCAAUUAUUAUAUAUAUAUAUAUAUACAGUAUUCUUUGUACAUACAUUAUUUCAUUCGUGGAUCAAAAGAUGGUAAAAUUCCCGAGUUGCUAACAUUGUCAAUUUUCCCAUGGAAGUUUUGGUA
Molecule: messenger RNA, 4456 nt
Organism: Macrobrachium nipponense
Lineage: Eukaryota; Metazoa; Arthropoda; Malacostraca; Decapoda; Palaemonidae
Product: protein extra-macrochaetae-like
Exons: 3
Coding region: 500-1144 (214 amino acids)
Biological process (GO): circadian regulation of gene expression; cell differentiation; negative regulation of transcription by RNA polymerase II
Cellular component (GO): cytoplasm; nucleus
Molecular function (GO): transcription regulator activity; protein dimerization activity
Source: RefSeq, a predicted model, not a curated record